GCGAGAAGUGGGGUUGUUGUUGGUGGUGGAGGAGUGGCUAGCUAGUUGCUAGUGAGUCGCGUGUGCUAUUUUUUUACGUGAGUAAUAUGUAUGUUGUCCAGUAUUUAAAGGACUACAUAGUAGACGUUGUGUAUGAACGCCAUACAAUGUUGAAUGGGUUUUCUAUCAGUCGGUUGGACUUUGCAAAUCUACUCUGUUUUUCCAGUUAGCUAACGUUAGCUAGCGUAACUUCCGAUUUUUGCUUUCGCGGUGCCAGGCUGCCUGCAUUAUGUCACUGCUUAGCCUUGUGGAUGAAGCCAUCAAGUUGUGUAAAGUAGAGGAGACCAAGAUAAACGAGAACAUCCUUCGAUACAGGGAGAUACUGCGCUCUUUGAGACCACAGCAAGAAGACGGCAAGGAAAUAGAACUAACAGAUGAUGUUGAAAAGGACCCAGAUGUCCAACUGGAGGAGAGACGGGAGAUGGAACUGCUGAAUCAAUUGCUGGAGAAGGCCCUCAGAGUUCGCGCUGGCACAGCACCCCAAAAAGACCCUCAGAACUGUCCAGGACCAAAGAAGGAACCAGUGGACACUACACAGGGCAAGGGAAGGGCUCUGACCCCAGGUGGCACCAAAGGGAAUAAAAAUGGCAUUAAAACUACCUCCAAACCCAUCAUGAUGGACAAAAAAGAGUCCAAAAAGUAUUCUGCCUCCCAUCUCUACAGGGGUGGAAGGGGGAGGAUGGGUCACCCUGUAGGUCAUUCAGGACAAGGCAGGGCAAGCAUGAUCAGAAGCUCUGUCCAGAUGCAGAAACGAUCUGUCGUGUCAUCAAAGGGGUUUCCUCCCCAGUCCUCUGGGAAGGAAGUGAAGCAGGCUGGUCCUCCAGGUCCUGUGUCACAUGAUCAGGGUCAAUCACCACAGGCCUCAUCAGCACAUCAUCAGGUUGAGGUGUCCCACAGGUCAGCUGCAGCCACUUCCUUCCAGCCCCCUAACUGGGACACGGUGUCUGUUUCACACAUGGAGGGGAUGCCAAAAGCACAUGUAAUUUCACCUCCACAGAAUGGGGCUCCCACACCGUUGUUAACUAAAUGGAUCAGUCUAAGGACCAAACAAAGCAGGUUAUGGGACAAAGUCCUGGCUCUACAAUCCAAACCUGUGGCGGAGAGGAGUCACUUCACAGAGAGAGUGAAAGCCACUUUCUCCAGAGAGUGGCCAACCAGUGGCAGCCCGGCCGACACCGGGGCUCAGGUGGACAGACUGACACAGCUCUGCACGGAUCUGAGUCAUUGCUACCAGAGCGAGCGGCUGCUGACUGGCCAGACCUUCAGAACCUCUGGCACUGAGCCAGGUACCAGCCCAACCAGAGGAGAUGCAGAAGGGGGGAUGGAAGGAGGGAUAACAACAUGCCAGAAGAGGGAAUAUGAGUCCUUGCUGAUGCUGGAAGGACUGGAGAAGAUGGUGGCAGACCUCCGGAAACAUGCUGGACAGCUGAGAAAAGAGCGGGAGGCAUGGGAUCGAUGGAGGAGGCUGAAGGGGGAAGGAGCGGGCGCGUUCUGCCCCGUCAGGAGUAAGGGUGAGUGGGGUGACCUGAGUGGGGUGACCCCCUUGCCCCCCACCCUGACCUACACCAGCCAGGCAGAGCUCCAGGAGGUGGAGAGGCUGAGGUUGCGAGUGGAGCUGCUACAGCAGGAGGUGCACCUGCAUCAGGCUCUCUCUGACACCAUGGUCAUGCCCUCCGCUCCUGGACUUCCCAACCCCGCCGCGCUCCGUGACAUUUACUCCCUGCUUGGAGAGGGAGGGGUGAUGUUUCCUACUCUGGUUCUGGACACAGAACCUGACUAAAGGAGCAGGUCAAAUGAACUGAACAGGCCAAAUCACCUGGGUCAUGUUUAUUAGGGCACACAAUGCAGCAGGAAACAAAUGAACUGAACAGGCCACAUCACCUGGGUCAUGUUUAUUAGGGCACACAAUGCAGCAGAAAGCAAAUGAACUGAACAGGCCACAUCACCUGGGUCAUGUUUAUUAGGGCACACAAUGCAGCAGGAAAGAAAUGAACUGAACAGGCCAAAUCACCUGGGUCAUGUUUAUUAGGGCACACAAUGCAGCAGGAAACAAAUGAACUGAACAGGCCAAAUCACCUGGGUCAUGUUUAUUAGGGCACACAAUGCAGCAGGAAACAAAUGAACGUUUCUAAUUGGACAAGUCCAGGUAGCCUCUCCCUGUUUCAUUCGGUGUUCUUCCAUUUGGUGCCUAAUGAACACGACCAAGAAAGACUAUUGAAGAAUAGACCAAUGAAUGGUAUGUCUUAGGAGGGGACACUGAGAACAGAGGAAGAAGAAUGGAGAAUCUUCUGAAAAGAGGCAUUUUUUGGUGUUGGGAAUGUCAAUCUGUGUAUUUAUUUGGAGAGAUUGAGCAUUUUGGUUUUACAUUGUUCCUUUUGAAAAAUAUUGUAAGACUCCUAUAAUUAGAUUCAAUUAUUAAAAUUGAUGGAUAUUGAAAAAGUUA
Messenger RNA from Oncorhynchus mykiss (rainbow trout), 2482 nucleotides. NCBI's taxonomy places the organism in Eukaryota, Metazoa, Chordata, Actinopteri, Salmoniformes, Salmonidae. The record is from RefSeq and is a predicted model, not a curated record.